ACGUGUUCACUUUCAGUACCUUAUUAAUUUUAUCAAUUUAAUAGUUUUAAAUAAUGAAUUUUAUAAUUGUUAUUCUGUGAAUCAGAAGUCAAACUAUAAAAAAUGAAUCAAGGUACAACGAAGAGAAGAAAAAAUGAUGCGAAAAAGGAGAAACUAGCGGACAAGAGGAAUAUUGACGACACCGUUAAGCAAGAUGAAAUAAAACCGAAAUAUGGCCGGCUAGUCACUUUUCCGUAUCAACGAGUAUGGUCUCGAUGCAUCAUAAUCCUAGGAAUAAUGCUUGUUGUAUGGUAUAACAGUAGAAAUGGAAAAGUAGUUACCUUGGCUCAACAGAAGGAUAUAUUGAUUAGUAGAACAUUGAAUGUAGAGUGUUCACCUGAGUACAAAGCAGAAUUAGCUCAAUUUCCUGGCUGUGUUCCUGAAAAAUGUGGACGUGUGGUAACUGAUAAACUAGUCUCAGGAUCAGAAGUUGACACAUUGCUGCAAUUAGCGAAGAGAGGAUUUAAGCUUGGUGGUUCUGAUGGGGGAGCAAGUAUUUUGGAUCUUCAGAGUGGAGCUUUGAGCAAAGGCCCCCAAUUUAUAGACAUUUAUAGUCUUAAGGAAGCUAAAAAGAUUUUUAACAGCCCUGAUUUUGCUAUUUAUAAGGUUGUAAAGACAAAGAUACAUCAUGCAAUUGCUCAUCAUUUUGGAGUUGAUGUAAAUAAGAUCUAUCUAACAAAACCUACCUUCUUCUCAAAAAUUACAAAUGUUCCUGCCAAGACACUUCAUGAUGAGUACUGGCAUCCACAUGUAGAUAAAGAAACCUACGAAUCUUUCCAUUAUACAUCACUGUUAUAUCUGACCGACUACAAUCGAGAUUUUGAAGGGGGUAGAUUUAUAUUCAUUGAUAAGGAAAAUACCAAUACCACAAUAGAGCCUCGGAAGGGUAGAGUUUCCAUGUUCACUUCCGGUGCUGAAAAUUUACACGCAGUCGAGAAAGUUACCUCAGGAACGCGUUAUGCAUUGACCGUUUCCUUUACUUGCGAUAAAUAUUUCUCUAUCUCCGAUCCCAGUGUUGAGAGAACAAAACAUGUAUAAAAUGAGUUACAAAUUAAGAAAAUAUUGAUGUUGAACGUUGUUUUUGAAGUUUAUGAGUGUCACAAAAUGUUUGUUAUGUAGGUGUUAGUAUAAAUAAUUGUUAACGAAAGCAUUCCAAUUAAUAGCUGAUGUUUUUGGGAGUAAAUAAUUUAAUUAUUAUAUACAUUCAGAGUAUCGAAUUAGGGUAUCAAUAUUAUAAUAACGCGUGUAUCAUAGUAUUUUUAUGUUUGAUAACAAUGUUUACAAUUUUUUCGAACUAUUUUUACUGAUUAUUUGAAAUGUAUAUUUAUAAUUUAUUAUAGCAUUAAUAAUCAUAUUUUUAAAAGAUGAAUUUUACGACAGUCUUAAGAUUUUUUUUAUAUAUUACAUUGUUAUCAAUAAAAUAAAUUUAUAUUACAUAUUUAAGCUUCUUAAUACAUUAGUAAAAUUUGAAUGGAGCCUAGUAAAUGCAUUUUUCACAAACAUAAUUGUUACUAUCAUCUUUUAAUUCAACUAUUUCUUAUACACAAAUAUUAAUUUCAAAAUAAAAGUCUUAUUUUGUACUUAUUUAUGAGAUUUGAACAAAAAGAUAUUCGUGUUAGAAAAUACUUCAUUUUUCAUUGAUUUAAACGUUUAAAUAAAAAUUAAUUUCCGUUUAACAUUACUAUCAAGUCAAUUUCCAUUGCAUUUAUAUCAAUGCAAGUAUUUAUGGCCUAUACUGAUUUUAACGUUAGCUUUCGUGUAUUGUACUUAGACAAUUGCAGUGAGGUCAGGAAACGUCUCCUACGAUCGAUAGACUUUUUUUUUAAUUAAUUUGAAAAAUUCUAAUGAGAUAACAUUUAUAUGAAUUCAUAAACAAUGGUCAUUUAAUUUGCUUUUUAUGCAAAUAAAAAUGAUUUUUAAA
Molecule: messenger RNA, 1960 nt
Organism: Phymastichus coffea
Lineage: Eukaryota; Metazoa; Arthropoda; Insecta; Hymenoptera; Eulophidae
Product: 2-oxoglutarate and iron-dependent oxygenase domain-containing protein 3-like
Exons: 4
Coding region: 103-1077 (324 amino acids)
Cellular component (GO): membrane
Molecular function (GO): oxidoreductase activity, acting on paired donors, with incorporation or reduction of molecular oxygen; L-ascorbic acid binding; iron ion binding
Source: RefSeq, a predicted model, not a curated record